Molecule: messenger RNA, 2057 nt
Organism: Anopheles gambiae (African malaria mosquito)
Lineage: Eukaryota; Metazoa; Arthropoda; Insecta; Diptera; Culicidae
Exons: 3
Coding region: 140-1906 (588 amino acids)
Biological process (GO): proteolysis
Molecular function (GO): serine-type endopeptidase activity
Source: RefSeq, a predicted model, not a curated record
AAUCUCUCGCGAUCGCUGUUGAUCGUUUAUGCCGACGAAACACAUACUGGUUGGAGGUGGUUGAGUAUAGACGUUUGAUAGUCACACGGUACGAUAGAUGUGGGGCUCUCAGUAAAGGUUCAACGUUUAUGCACAGAUAAUGUUUCACUUCAUUGGUAGAGUAACUUUGUUUUACGGUUUGUUGUGUGUGCUGUCUCUGGCGGUGGCCCAAGAGAGUCGGUUAACGUGCGGUAGACGCAAAGUGAAGUCGGUUUACCUCAUCCACAAUGGCAUUGACGCCAAGGCCGGUCACUGGCCGUGGCAUGCGGCGAUCUUUCAUCGAAAGGGCGAGCAGAAUGAGUACGCUUGCGGUGGUGCGGUAAUUGAUGAGAACACUGUUCUCACUGCGGCACACUGCAUCUACACAACGAGAGGUAUAAUCCCAAAAACCCUGGUAACAGUGCAUCUUGGACAGUUGGAUCUUAAAGAAAAAGAUGAAUACACACAGACUCACAGUUUGCAGGAAAUUAUACUGCAUCCUAAAUACAACUCCUCAAGUAUUAUCAACGACAUUGCUCUACUCAAGCUUAGCUCCAACAUCACCAUGACGAAAUACGUGCAACCCGUCUGUCUGUGGACAAUGGACAGCAAGCUGGAUAUGAUCGUGGGUAGAAACGGAACGAUUGUUGGAUUUGGACUGAACGAACAGGAUGUUGUUUCGGAGCAGCUCAAACAAGCAUUGAUUGGUGUGGUCGAUCCGUUGACAUGCAUUGCAAGUGAUCGUAGCGUGUUCGGUACGCAUCUGACGUCGGACAUGUUCUGUGGAAAAGGACAGACGGGUGUGAGUGCGUGCAAUGGAGAUAGCGGUGGCGGCAUGUUCUUCGAGGUGGGUGGCAAAUGGUUUGUGAGAGGCUUAGUGUCGUUUACUCCACUGCGUGGAAAUACCGGACUGUGCGAUCCUCUCAAGCACACCGCCUAUACCGAUGUGGCCAAGUACCUAGAAUGGAUUUCCCAGUACAUUGAUCAGCGAGUGUUAUCCUUCGAGAACGACGUGCUGGACAUAGAUUAUGAGGAAAAGCUACGACUGUUCAACUUUGGUACUUGCGGUGUGAAAUCUUCAACUAUGCUAAAUGAUGGAUCGAGCUGGACGCUUCCCUGGCUUGGAUUUGUUAUCGUGUCUGGAGCUGCUGACAAUCUCCGCAGUGCAAGAUGUGUGGUGACAUUAAUAAGCGAUUGGUACGCUGUUGGUCCUGCACAUUGUUUUGCUAACGACGGUAUCGAACGAUCUAUUCUACUCGGAGGACCAUCGGAAUCGACGAAAUCAGAAUGUUUUGAUCGUCAUGGAAGGACUGUAUGUACUCAUCCGACCCAAACGCUGCAGAUUGAAAGAAUUAUCACCCAUCCGAAGUACGAUAGCAAUAACUUUGGGAAUAAUAUAGUGCUGAUUGAGUUGCUGGAAGCUGCCAAUACAACACAGCCGAACGUGAAGCCCAUCUGUGUAUCAGCUAUUCCAGAGCUACGAACAAAUGAGAUGACCAACUUAUCCGUGGCAACCUACGCAAGGCGAACGACCACAUAUGGAGAUCAAGCCGUACACCAAACCAGCACAGAAGAAUGUAUGGAUCGGUACGCUGACUUAGGGUUGAUCAUCAGUUGGAAAAACAUGAGAUUCUGUGCACGAACGGCAACCAAUGAUAACCCGGACUGUGUUUCCCUGAAGAGUGGUGCUCCAUUACAUCAGUUGCGUUCGCUUGGGGAAUCGGAACGAUACUUCUUACGUGGGUUUGAAAUAUUAGGCCUCGCUUGUACAUCAGGAGCGCCGCCAGUAUACAACAACAUGGAUGAAUACCUCACUGGAUACUAUACAACAUGCGAUACAACAUUCAAGACACAAAUGAAGUUGUUCGUAUUUCAAAACCUAACAUAGCUAAACAAACUCUCGAAAUGGAAUGGAGCAUGUUGCAGCAGCAACCGGGAAAAGAACAGUUGAAUCUUUUCAAUAUGGAUACCUGUGGCUUACCCAGCACGCGCAACCAGAACUUGGGACAGGUAACUGUCCUACCGUGGGUCGGGUUCUU